Molecule: messenger RNA, 2647 nt
Organism: Eutrema salsugineum
Lineage: Eukaryota; Viridiplantae; Streptophyta; Magnoliopsida; Brassicales; Brassicaceae
Product: auxin response factor 9
Exons: 14
Coding region: 407-2320 (637 amino acids)
Biological process (GO): regulation of DNA-templated transcription; response to hormone
Cellular component (GO): nucleus
Molecular function (GO): DNA binding; protein binding
Source: RefSeq, a predicted model, not a curated record
GACGAUAGUCACGAAGAGAGACAAGUUGUUGUUGGAGGGAGGCGAUACCACCGGUUUUGCGGGAGAGAGAGAGAGAGAUUACAACAGUUACAAGAGCAGCAGGAUUGGUGCUUUCUUUGCGUUACGACUCUCAGAUCUCGCGAUCGUUACAUGCAAAAAGAGAAGACACAGAGAGAGAGAGAGAAAACGUGGAGAACGGAAUCCAAGGCUCGUGGCUUUCUGCAAUUAAAUUCGCAUUUAGGGGCACUAUAAUUUGGACUGUUUUUCAGCUUCUUCUUUGAAUCGGAGAGAGAGAAGACUGAAGAGUAAAGUGUUUGUGUGUUUGGUGAUUGAGAGAAGUUUUAAUCAGCUUUGGAUUUUUGGAUUUUUGACUUUGCGGCGAGCUGCUGGUUACAAGCUGGAGCUUAUGGCGAAUCGCGGAGGUGAUGGAGGCGGAGAACAUUUGUACGAUGAGCUAUGGAAAUUAUGCGCAGGACCUCUGGUUAAUGUUCCUCAAGCUGAGGAAAGAGUGUAUUACUUCCCUCAAGGUCACAUGGAACAACUCGAAGCGUCAACGCAACAGGACUUGAAUACGAUGAAGCCGCUUUUCAAUCUUCCUCCAAAGAUUCUCUGCAGAGUUAUGAACGUCCGUCUUCAGGCGGAGAAAGAUACGGAUGAAGUAUAUGCCCAGAUUACUUUGAUCCCUGAAGGAACACAAGUUGAUGAACCUAUGAGUCCUGAUCCUUCUCCUCCCGAGACGCAGAGGCCAAAAGUUCACUCUUUCAGCAAGGUUUUGACAGCGUCUGAUACAAGCACGCAUGGUGGAUUUUCUGUUCUAAGGAAACAUGCGACGGAAUGCCUUCCUCCGCUGGAUAUGACCCAGCAAACCCCGACCCAGGAGUUAGUAGCCGAAGAUGUGCACGGUUAUCAGUGGAAAUUCAAGCAUAUUUUUAGAGGCCAACCACGGAGGCAUCUUUUGACGACAGGGUGGAGCACCUUUGUUACAUCAAAGAGAUUGGUUGCUGGGGACACCUUUGUAUUCCUGAGAGGUGAGAACGGAGAGUUGCGUGUUGGAGUCAGACGUGCUAAUCGUCAACAGAGCAGUAUGCCUUCAUCCGUCAUAUCAAGUCAUAGCAUGCAUCUUGGAGUGCUUGCCACCGCAUGCCAUGCUACUCAAACCCGUACUAUGUUCACCGUUUACUAUAAGCCAAGGACAAGCCAAUUCAUCAUCAGCUUGAACAAAUAUCUGGAAGCCAUGACCAAUAAGUUCUCUGUAGGGAUGAGAUUUAAGAUGAGGUUUGAGGGAGAGGAUUCCCCUGAAAGAAGUUUUUCUGGCACGGUUGUUGGCGGUAAAGACUGCUCUCCUCACUGGAAAGACUCAAAAUGGCGAUGCCUAGAAGUUCACUGGGAUGAGCCUGCAUCGAUUUCAAGACCCGAUAAAGUGUCACCAUGGGAAAUCGAGCCGUUUGUAACUUCAGAAAAUGUUCCGCAGUCAGUUGUGCUAAAGAACAAAAGGCCCCGUCAAGUCAGUGAAGUAUCUGCACUUGAUGUAGGUAUAACAGCUUCAAACCUUUGGAGUUCUGCAUUGACGCAAUCUCAUGAGUUUGCACAAUCUUGCAUCACGUCGCAGAGAAAUUCCCCUAAGCAAUAUUAUCGUGAUGCAAUUGAGGAUGCCAAGAAUCCUGAUUGGCCAAUUAGCCCUUACUCGGUCUCCAACGUGUCAAAAGACUCAACGCUGAAUGACCAAAUGGUAUUCCCAGUCAAGCAGAAGAAACCCGAGACAACAGCUAGUUAUAGAUUAUUUGGAAUUGAUCUGAUGAGUUCCUCAAUAGCGGCCUCUGAGGAGAAAACUGCAGCCAUGCGACCAAUCAACAUAACCAAACCGACUCCGGAGAGCAACUCCGACCCAAAAUCCGAGAUUUCAAAAGUAUCAGAAGAGAAAAAGCAAGAACCUGCGCAGGCAUCACCAAAAGAGGUACAAAGCAAGCAAAGCAGUUCUACAAGAAGCCGUACCAAGGUGCAAAUGCAAGGUGUACCCGUGGGCAGGGCUGUGGAUUUAACUGUGCUAAGUGGGUACAGUGAGCUUAUAGACGACCUUGAGAAGCUGUUUGACAUAAAAGACGAACUGCGGAGUCGGAGUCAAUGGGAAAUAGUGUUCACAGACGAUGAGGGAGAUAUGAUGCUUGUGGGUGAUGAUCCGUGGCCUGAGUUCUGCAACAUGGUGAAGAGAAUAUUCAUAUGGUCAAAAGAGGAAGUGAAGAAAAUGACGCCAGGGAACCAACUCCGGAUGCUGUUAACAGAAGUUGAAACAGCCUCCAAAACAGAUAACCACUCCGACUAAUUUCCCUUUCUUCUCUACACUCUCUGUCUCCUUAUUAUCUGCCUUGUCUUUUGGAAGUUGUCUUGUUCUGUUUCUGUGAGGGAAGAACGAAAAUGGCUUAAACCUUGUCACAAGAAAAGUAUAAGGUAUAGAAAAAUGGCUCGUUUUUUAGGAGCAUCUUGUGGAGAAAGAGGGUUUAUGGGUAGAGUUUUUUAUUUUCAAGGUAGGCUUCUGUAAGUUUUUAUUGUUUUUCUUAUUAUCAGAAACUUGUGUGUGUAAGAGAUACGAAGAUGUAACGAACAGAAAAGGAAAAAAUAAGAAUGUGAAUAACUGGGAAAAAGGAUAACU